This is a messenger RNA of Mesocricetus auratus (golden hamster), 359 nucleotides long. Its product is annotated as ATP synthase subunit e, mitochondrial-like. Bases 31 to 240 code for a protein of 69 amino acids. Gene Ontology annotation, biological process: proton motive force-driven ATP synthesis. The transcript has a single exon. The record is from RefSeq and is a predicted model, not a curated record. Gene Ontology annotation, molecular function: proton transmembrane transporter activity. NCBI's taxonomy places the organism in Eukaryota, Metazoa, Chordata, Mammalia, Rodentia, Cricetidae.
UGAGCUUCCAGAGCGAAGGUCACGGACAAGAUGGUGCUCCCAGUUCAGGUCUCUCCGCUCAUCAAGCUUGGCAGAUACUCAGCCCUGGUCCGCGGCAUGGUCUAUGGUGCUAAACGUUAUAGUUACCUAAAACACCAGGCAGAAGUGGAGAGGAGGGGGGCAGAGAAGGAAAAGAAGAGACUAGAUGAGCUGAAACGGAUUGAGAAAGAUCUCGCAGAAGGUGACACCAUACUCAAGUGAUGCGCCCAUGAACUUGCCUUUCUUUAGCCUCUGAGGAUGAAUAAAGCUUUGUUGUGUGAUGGAAAAAGAAAAAAGGAAAAAAAAAAGAAAAUUAAACUUGCCGGGCAGUGGUGGCGCAU